CAUACUAAAAAUGUGGUUAUCAAAGAGGAUGGAGAUGGUGUUAGAGCCAUUAUUACGGAUUUUGGACUUUCAAAAGUUCUUCCUCGUAAUAGCAAAUCAGAUCAGAAAAUAGGAGGAUGCGCACCAUUUAUAGACCCUAUGAUAUUGGAUUGUAAUGCAACACAUGAUUACAAGUCUGAUAUAUAUAGCCUUGGUGUAAUUUUGUGGGAAAUCACAAGCAAUGGUCGACCUCCAUUAGAAAAAUUUGAAACCGACCUUAGAAUUGCGUACCAAACAGUGAAGGGAACACGAGAGAAACCAAUAAAUGAGUCAACUGCCUCCUAUGUUAAACUUUAUACAGAUUGCUGGAAUGGGGAUCCUAAGUUGCGACCAGAAAUUAAUCAGGUGUAUGAAUCAAUACAUCAAGAAGACAUAAUAUCAGGUGAAGAAUGGAAAGAUUUACCACAAAGUUGUGAUUCACCACAAAGUAGUG
This is a messenger RNA of Racocetra persica, 472 nucleotides long. Lineage: Eukaryota; Fungi; Glomeromycota; Glomeromycetes; Diversisporales; Gigasporaceae. The record is from the annotation of a GenBank genome assembly.